GGUGCUAUGGAGGUGAAAAAGCUAAAGACAAAUUCCGCAGCUGUGGGAACACCACUAUCCUACCUCCUUCAGGAGGAGGUUCAGCUGAUUGAGACAACACUAGGUGGUGUACAGAUGGGGUCAAUGCUUCCAUAUCAGUUGAAAAACUACAAAUCUUUUCCGACCAUUGUACAUGGGGCUUGUGGAAAUACUACAUUUCCUCUAGACACUGAUGUGCCAUUAAUCAAUUCUAAAUUUCAACAACUCAAUGAACCUUUUAACAUGACACAAGAUGACGCCGAGAAGUUAGAAAGAUUAACCGUGGAUCAAUCUGGAAAUGCUUUGUGGUAUGAGGAGAGGAAGAAACAUGUGACUGCUUCCUAGUUUGCAAGAAUAUGUAAAAGGAAAAAAGAUAUAACCGACACUUUUGUUUCUAGCAUAUUUGAAAGUAAAAAUUUUACUACUGAGGCAACUUCCUACGGAAAAUGUAACGAAAACAUAGCUAAACAGAAAUAUAUGGAAAAAUUCCACAAUGUACAUAUUCAUGACUGUGGAUUAGUAGUAAAUCCAAGAUUUUCAUUUCUU
Molecule: messenger RNA, 564 nt
Organism: Magallana angulata
Lineage: Eukaryota; Metazoa; Mollusca; Bivalvia; Ostreida; Ostreidae
Exons: 2
Coding region: 7-363 (118 amino acids)
Source: RefSeq, a predicted model, not a curated record